UAUGGUAGAUUUUCUUUGGUUUCGUUUUAGUUGAAUUGAAAGAAUCUCAGAAUAAAUAAUAAACACAAUUUGUUAUGAAGAAUUUUAUGCUAGUUCUUAUAUAGAUUCCAAAUAGAUUAAUUAUUCAGUCAGUUAUGUUAAAGGACAAGGGACAAGUCACUUUUGAGGACAAAUGGCCCUCUAUGCGCCCAAUUGUACUCAAGCUUUUGAAACAGGAACCGGUGACACAAACCGAAUGGCAAGAUCUUUUUGUAGCUGUACAUUCCGUUUGUCUUUGGGACGAAAGAGGGCCGUACAAAAUUAGAGAUGCUCUUCAACAAGAUGUAAUGAUGUACAUAAAACAAGCCCAAGUCCGCGUUUUGGCUCAGCGAGAGGAUCAGGCUCUACUGAAAGCAUAUAUCGCAGAAUGGGGUAAAUUUUUUACCCAGUGCAAUUACCUACCUACACCAUUUCGUCAGUUAGAAAAUUCAAUAAAUAACAUAAGUAAAGUGACUAGUUCCAAUACAAAUGCACAGAAAAAGAAUAAUAACAAUAACAUAGAGGACAGUUUGGUACGUAAAUUGAUGUUGGACUCUUGGAAUCAGAGUAUAUUUAUGGAUAUUAAACAGAGAUUGCAAGACUCUGCAAUGAAAUUAGUGCAGGCUGAACGUAAUGGUGAAUCAUUUGAUUCACAACUUGUUAUAGGAGUGAGGGAAUCCUAUGUUAAUUUAUGCUCAAAUUCCAUUGAUAAAUUACAAAUAUAUAGAGAUAAUUUUGAAGCAGCUUACAUGCAAGCCACAGAAGAAUUUUAUAAAUUGAAAGCUAAUGAACAUUUGUUAGCGAAUGGAGUGCAGUCGUACAUGAGAUAUGCAGAUCAAAGGUUAAAAGAAGAAGAAGCCAGGGCUCACAGGUAUCUAGAACCUGGUAGUGGUAGUGUGGCUGCACUCACACAAUGCUGUGAGAAAGUGUUGAUCGGAGAACACCUGUCAACAUUAUUGGCUGAGAGUGCACCAUUAAUUAAAGCUGGAGAAACAGACAAAUUACAGCUUAUGUUUCGUCUUUUAGAUAGGGUACCCGAGGGAGUUACACCCAUACUUCGGGACCUCGAGGCUCAUAUUGUUUCUGCUGGAUUAGCAGAUAUGGUUGCAUCAGCAGAUAUUAUUACAAGUGAUUCUGAAAAAUAUGUUGAGCGAUUACUGGAUUUAUUUAAAAGAUUCAGUGCUCUAGUUAAAGAUGCAUUUUUUGAUGAUCCCAGAUUUUUAACUGCUAGAGAUAAAGCUUAUAAGUGUGUUGUAAAUGAUACAACAGUUUUUAAGUUAGAGUUACCAUCGUCAGCUCUCAUACGUGGCAGUAAAGGUACAGCACCAGAAAGUAAGUGCCCCGAGCUUCUGGCAAAUUACUGCGAUAUGUUAUUACGUAAAACACCUCUAAGUAAACGCUUGACUACUGAACAAAUAGAAUCUAGACUGAGGGAUGUGUUGUUAGUCCUAAAAUAUAUUGAAAAUAAAGAUGUAUUUAUGAGGUAUCACAAAGCACAUUUAACCAGAAGGUUGAUAUUAGAUUCUAGUGCUGAUUCAGAAAAGGAAGAGGAUAUGGUUGAGUGGCUUAGAGAAGUAGGAAUGCCUGCAGAUUAUGUCAAUAAGCUUGCUCGAAUGUUCCAAGAUAUUAAAGUCAGUGAAGAUCUUAAUAUACAGUUUAGAGGUGAAACUACACGUCAUGAUGCUAUCAAUAUAAAAAUUCUAAAUGCUGGAGCAUGGGCCCGGGGAUCUGAAAGAGUAACUGUAAGUCUUCCCUUAGAAUUAGAAGACUAUAUACCAGAAGUAGAAGAGUUUUAUAAAAAGAAACAUUCUGGGCGUAAAUUGCAAUGGUAUCAUCAUAUGAGUAAUGGUACUAUUACUUUCGCUAAUUCUGUGGGCAGGUUUGAUCUUGAUGUUACUACAUUUCAAAUGGCUGUUUUAUUUGCUUGGAAUCAAAGACCUCUGGAGAAGAUAAGCUAUGAAAAUCUGAGGCUUGCUACUGAACUUCCAGAUCCAGAAAUGAGAAGAACAUUAUGGUCUCUAGUAGCCUUUCCCAAACUUAAAAGGCAGCUAUUGUGUUAUGAACCUGCAGUACAAAAUCCUAAGGACUUUAUGGAAAAUACUACCUUCUGGGUCAAUCAAGAGUUUGCAUUAAUAAAAAAUGGAAAACCACAAAGGAGAGGUAAAAUAAACUUGAUUGGAAGGCUUCAGUUAAGUACUGAGCGUUCACAAUUGGAAGAUAAUCAUUCAAUAGUACAGCUCCGAAUUUUAAGAACUCAGGAGGCCAUCAUAAAGAUAUUGAAAAUGAGAAAAGGCAUAACCAAUACUGCUCUCCAGAGUGAAUUGGUGGAAAUCUUAAAGAACAUGUUCCUGCCUUCUAAAAAGAUGAUAAAAGAGCAAUUAGAAUGGCUGAUCGAACACAAGUACAUGCGACGGGACGAUGAAGAUAUCAAUACUUUUAUAUAUAUGGCCUAGAAUUUCUUAUAACAAGCAUUAAAUGAACAAAAUCAAUAUAAAUUAUUUAC
This is a messenger RNA of Achroia grisella, 2521 nucleotides long. It is a transcript of the gene Cul5, whose product is annotated as cullin-5. Gene Ontology annotation, cellular component: SCF ubiquitin ligase complex; Cul5-RING ubiquitin ligase complex. Gene Ontology annotation, molecular function: ubiquitin protein ligase binding. The record is from RefSeq and is a predicted model, not a curated record. The transcript has 4 exons. Bases 135 to 2471 code for a protein of 778 amino acids. NCBI's taxonomy places the organism in Eukaryota, Metazoa, Arthropoda, Insecta, Lepidoptera, Pyralidae. Gene Ontology annotation, biological process: protein ubiquitination; SCF-dependent proteasomal ubiquitin-dependent protein catabolic process.